Messenger RNA from Etheostoma spectabile (orangethroat darter), 8015 nucleotides. It is a transcript of the gene lhfpl4a, whose product is annotated as LHFPL tetraspan subfamily member 4a. Gene Ontology annotation, molecular function: GABA receptor binding. The coding region runs from base 1207 to 1923 and encodes 238 amino acids. Gene Ontology annotation, cellular component: plasma membrane; postsynaptic membrane; inhibitory synapse. Gene Ontology annotation, biological process: sensory perception of sound; gamma-aminobutyric acid receptor clustering. The transcript is spliced from 4 exons. Lineage: Eukaryota; Metazoa; Chordata; Actinopteri; Perciformes; Percidae. The record is from RefSeq and is a predicted model, not a curated record.
AGGCUCUAAUGCGUGUCUCGUUUCCAUGAAACCGCUCAUUGUUCAUCCAAACGUGAGUGAAUAUUUGUUGGUCUAAUUUCAAAUUCAAGGAGAUACACGGGCAGAGGCGCGCGCCAUGAUGUAAAUUUCCCCGUGCUUGCUGCUGCUGCUGCUGCGCCCCCGUACGAGAACGCGCUCCCUGGCUGUCAUCAGUACAUCAGCAUCUUCCGGGCGGCGCGCAGAGAAACGGGAGGAGGAGGACGGAGAAAGAGAGAGCGAGAGAGCGAGAGAGAGAGAGAGAGAGAGAGAGAGAGAGAGAGAGAGGGAGAGUAGACAUACUGGAUAAAGGCUACGACAAAAAAAACAUGAUGAUAAUAGAGUCGAGGCGGUGGAGGAUGUCGGAUUUACGAGAAAGGACUGCUGAAAUUUGACAGAGGGCUCGUGUUGAAACCUGUUCACGGGUUUUUUUUUUGUUCGUUCUGUUUGAUUUCCACAUGCUGCGUGGACAUUGAAGGUGAAGCAGAAGAAGGGGACCCCCCCCACCCCCACGGAUGCCUCGGUAGGUAAAAUACGGGGUUCACCGCUGGCAACAAGACGCAUCUCAUCUCGCGGAUGGUAAUAAAGGACAUCCUGAAGAUAGCUCUGGACUGAUGGAUGAAGAUGAAACACAGCUUUAACCUCCCGCCACCCCCACCCUCCACCCACUGUGAAAGAAAGAAAAUCCCGUUUUGAUGGAUUUUUUUGAAUCAUUCAUGGUGUAGCCCUGGGGAAACGAGCCUUACACAGCAAUGUUGAAUCACUGGUCUUGGUAAAUUAUUCAUUAGCGGUGUAGGUAGGCUAUGAUUUUGUAUUGCUUCAAUGUAGCAUCCCCCACCCCCGCCCCCCCACCCAUUCGUUUAUACAAUGUUUUGUCUUGUGAUAGCACAUUUGCAGGUAACAUUUUUAUCGUGUUGUGAUGUAGGCUCAUAUGACAGCCUGUAACAGCCACAUAAGAAAUAGCCAAAGUGGGGGAUUUUAUUUAGGGUAGGAAAGCUUUGAUAUAGAGAAUGUAAAAAAAUACAAUACCUGGGAAGUGAGGGGUGUCGAGCUGUCUGGGCUAUUAUUAUUUUUUUAAUGAUUUAGGUUACAUUCAUUUUCUUUCUUGUGAGAUUCUAAAGAGGAGGAGGACGGGGGUGGGAAGAGAGAUAUAAAGAGAGAGAAAAAACAAAAAAAAAAAAACGACCAAACAUGUUGCCUUCCCAAGAAGCCUCCAAGAUCUACCAUGACAAUUACAUGCGCAAUUCCCGGGCCAUCGGUGUGCUGUGGGCCAUCUUCACCAUCUGCUUCGCCAUUGUCAACGUGGUGGUGUUCAUCCAGCCCUACUGGAUCGGCGACAGCGUCAACACGCCGCAGGCCGGCUACUUCGGCCUCUUCCACUAUUGCGUGGGCACCGGGCCGUCGCCCAACCGGGAGCUCACCUGCGUGGGAAGCUUCUCCGACUUCAGCUCCAUCCCGUCCGGAGCCUUCAAGGCGGCCUCUGUGUUCGUGCUGCUGUCCAUGGUGCUGACCCUCAGCUGCAUCGCCUGCAUGGCGCUCUUCUUCUUCUGCAACACCUCCACCGUUUACAAGACCUGCGCCUGGAUGCAGCUGCUGUGCGGAGUGUGCCUGGUGCUGGGUUGCAUGAUCUUCCCCGACGGAUGGGACGCCGAGGUGAUCCGGGACAUGUGCGGGGAGCAGGCGGGGAAAUACUCCCUGGGCGAUUGCUCUGUACGCUGGGCCUAUAUGCUGGCCAUCAUGGGCAUCCUGGACGCCCUCAUCCUCUCCUUCCUGGCCUUCGUCCUGGGCAACCGGCAGACAGAUUUCUAUCUUGAUGACUUGCAGACAGACAACAAAGAUUUUGCUGUGUCAAGGAUUGAGGUGCGGGACAGAAGAGAGCCAAGGUAUGGAGUGCAGCGUCUUCACUGAGACAACAAUGACACUGGACAACAUAACCUGUCUUCUCUUCUCUUUUCUUCUACAAUUAUUUCUUUCCCUCUCCUCCCCACCUCAAUUCUCUUCUCUCCAAUGAUCAGGAUAUCACCCAAUCUUAAUGCAGACACCAAGUCUACAGGAUUCUGUAAGAUGAAAAACAAAACAAAAAAAAUGCACUGGUAAAACUAUAUUUUCGAAAAAAGGAAAAUUAUACAAGGUUGUACAGUGCAUUUAACACUUGACUUUCUCAACGAAUACCUUUAUGAUGGAAAAAAAAGAUUUACUGUAUUUGAAGUCUUGAUUUGUGUGAGAAAUUCAACCCUUACGAUGAAGAACCAUAAUGUCCAUCUAUGAUUUAUUAACAAUUUAUUUCAAAUCUUGCUAUUUAAUGACUAUGAGUUUGUGUGUUGUGUACAUGCAUUGCUUCAGAAAGCAAAUUCUUGAUACUCCUGGUACACUGAUGAGAGUCGAGACUCGCAAUACAGCGGCAAGUCCAUAACUAAACGUUCAAAGCACUUCAACACUGACUUGAAUGGCUCUUCAUCUAAGGACUUUCAAAUGUGAGGAAUUUAAAGGAGUACCCCAUCGCAGCUUUACAGAACCUAACAUCUCUGGGAGAUUCUCUACUGUACAUACUUAACAAUGUAAAUAACUUUACUGCUGACAGAAACAGCCGACAACAAAACCUCAUCUGAUUCUAAUGCAUUCAAGUAUAGUAUUUAUGACCUGGUUUCAGUGUUCCUUGUGCCAGAAGAGCAUCGGAGUAUGUGCAAAUCCAUUGUGUUUAUAUGACUCCACACAACUGAGUGGGUGGGAUUAGACAGAUGGGAAUAAAAUGGCUAUCUUUGCUGGAUAUUCCACAGAAAAGCAGGGGGCUGUGAAUCCAAUUGAUUGUGUAUUACAAUUUUUUUGACACACAAAAAGAAAAAAAAAAAUCACGCUUUCCCUGCAUCAACCCGGCCUCAAAACACGCCUUCUAUUGUAGUAUUCCACCCUACAGUAUAUAGUAAAAAGUUGAAUUGCUGAACUGAAUUGCAGCUGUCCAUGUCAGACUUAGCAAUCAUGGUGUUUUUUUCAGUUCACUUAAUUUUACUACCCUUUUACCAGUGUGCAGUUUACUCCAGUAUAAGGUUCCAGCAUACAGUGAUCAGUUUACUCUACAGAUGUCUUAAGACCGUGUGAAUAUGGCUGUAUGAGUCGGCCUUCUCUCAGAGGGAAGCCCCAAGUGCUGCAUUGUGCUAAGGUGAUGUCACUUAUUUGCUUUUUUGAAUAAGCUUGUACAAGUCAUAGGGAUUAUUAAUGUGACAAAAUCACAGCACAUAACCCCCAAAACAAAGACAAAGGUCCUUAAAGAGGACUGAAUCACCUUGAAUUGUUUCCUCUGUAACAUGAGUAUUAGUCAGCAGAAUAUACUGUUACUUGGUGUCCUACCAUUGAAUCCUUGCAACCAUGUUAGAUUCACAUGUUUAUCUUCUUAUGGGCAGGGCCGUAGCCAGGAUUUUAGAAACAUUGAGAGAUUAAGAGUCCAAGUCUUUCCAAGGCACUGCUCCCAUCCCCCUGAUAAAAGUAGCCUCAAAGUAGCCCAACUGAAAUAUACUGGGUCUCAUGCAAGAACAUUUUAAAAUAAUACUUCUUUUUUUCUGUAAGGAUUGUCAUAGGAGCGUUCCUCGACAGAUUAAGCAAACUUGUAAAUAUCAUCCUGAUGAAGAGGUGAACGCUAACGAGCGUCAUCAGCAUAACACGUCAAUCCUAACCCCUGACCCUUUCAACCCAAACCUAACCCAAAUCGAAAAACUUUACCAAUGAAUAAAAAUAAUUAUCUUGCGUUCAAGUUCUGCUAUUGGAAAUCACUGGGCAAAAAAACAUGUUUAUCAGUUUAUCAGUAUGGUCGUAUUGUAAAAGAACCCCCAAAAAAAAUUAGCUGCCAACAACGUGACAUUAGAGCAGAGCAGUACCGUCAAGCAAUACAGUAAAGAGAGAAUUGUUUGAGUGAGAUGCUAAACACAUGUCUAGCUAAAGCAAAGCUGACCAUGACUGAGAGGGAGGUGAAAGAUUGCUGGGACAAUAUUGUACGGCAGCAGAUGUUACUAUGUUGUGUGGAACAGGGGAUGUUCCCCUGGACCUGCUAAAAACCUUGAGGCAGUUUACAGAGUGAGAAACUACAGCAUAAAAAAUAUAUAUUUUUUUUUUCGUUUCAGUAAAUUGGCAAGGGAUAUUUCAAUUUUUAUUGAUUUCAGCAACACAUUUGAACUUCUUAUUCAUUCAAAUCAAGGCAUUAUAAUUUGUAAUGGACCACUUGUAAAUUUUGUUCGUGCCUGAAAUGGAAUUUAUUAAUUAAUUUACUUCUGUUCACGCUUUACCAAUGAUUCUAGCAUGAGGCCCAUUAAGUCUAAUACAACUCGAAUUAGCCUAAAAUAGCCACCAUGUGGUACAGUAUCAACAUAACACAAAAUAAUGUCAAAGUAAAACUAUCCUUUAUGUAGCAUUGUGACAUGCCACCGAUACCACCCAGAUAAUUGUUGCUCCAACAACAAUGUACCUUGAUGUAGCACUCCAGACAAAGCCACCGGUGUCAGGGGUUGUGAUCAAAACCCUUCAGACAUGAAUUAGUGGCUGACGCGUUUGUCAUAAUGAUCCCUGCUACACCAGCAACAUAAAAAGUUCUAAUUUCUACAAGACAUUUCAAAUGAGACAACCCAGAGGUGAUUGGCUUGCCACACCUACUAGGACAACUCAUGUGAUAACCAGGGAGAUACUGCAGUUAUGCGUUUCCAGUUUUUAAUUGUAUGAACGUAUGCUGCUUUGAUCAAAAAAUUGGCACCUGCUCCAUUAAUAUGAAAAUAUAUAUGUAAGGGCAUUUUUUAUUAGGAUUGAUGGCGUUGCCAGUAUGAGGUCUGUAACUCAUCAUUGUACCCAUGAGCACAGUAAUGGCCUCGGUAGGCUAUAGCCACUUGAUAUGUCUGCAUCAGUGACCCUGAUUCCCAUGAUAUCGGUGACAAGUAUGAUUCUAACAUGUCAAUGUCUAACAUGACAAGCUGCCGGUAGCGCGAUAGAGUAGGCUGCUGUAACCCAGAGCAUCAUGGGGCUCCUAUCCCUCACAGAGCAGCACUUCAGGCUGCCACGCUGUAACUGAAAUUCCAAAUGCAUCAAACCUGGGACAGAGUCAUCCCGGGAAGGAAAUUAGUAAUAAAAGCACACCGUUAAUUGUUACAUUUGAGAAAUUGCCGUGCUUUGCCCAUUUGGUGGAGCGGAUGGGAUACGGUGAAGACGUAAUUGAAUCCAUUCCAUUGGACAAUUCAAUCACAAAAAGGUGAUCUGUUUUCUACAGCAGUUUAUCUAACGGGCAACAUCACAAUGAAAAUACAAUCCAGUGAGGAAUUUCACUGUACAUGUUGUUAGGGAUGCACUAUCAACACAAGUACGGAUCCUUAAAUAUCAGACACCACCAUUACUUUUAAGAAAACAAUGUAGCUGUUGAAAACAUCAGAAACACAAGACAUUAACUUUACAUGUAAUGCACCAGGCGGCGCUCAUUCACUGUUCUUACUUACAAAAAGUCAUGCACUCCUAUUAUUCAUAUACAACCCACAUAAUCAGAAGCCAGCACAUGCAGGGCUGCAGGGCGAGUGGAUGGAUGGGUCAAACAAACAAACACAGGACAUCCACCCAGGAGGCACACACAGUACGUCCAGUUGUGUAACAAUUACUUUAACCUGAAAUACAAUAUCUUCCUAAAAUUAACCAAGUAAUUUUGUUUCCCAUUACUAACAAAGUGGUUCAAACAUUUUAAUGACAUUACAUACAUUUACAUCUUUUCCCAGACCUAACCAAGUAGUUUUGUUGCCUAAACAGGUUUUGCACCGCAAGGGUUUGCGUAGAUCCACUGAUUGCUCGUAUUGCUGGGCAUUUGUAGGAUAACGCACAAAGAAAUUGUGCAUAACAUUUCAAAGAUAUAUUAAAUAGAAAUAUAUAAUGGGAAAAUGUAAGGUAAAAUACCUUAUUUCAGCCAGAUAUUAGCCUAGUGGGGUAUCCUGAAUUGGUUCUUGGUGCAUCCCUACACUAUAUACGUUUAAUGAGCAGAUAGCUAGAUGUGUAGUGUGUUUUUCAGAACAGUAGCUAGCUAACUCUCAGGAAGCUGUGACCACAGUACUGUAUUAAAGGCUUGUUAUGGAAAUGAACAAAACAAAAUAGUCGGACAAAAGCAUUUUUAGUCAACAUUCUUGUGAUGAGGUCAGCGGCCAAAUGACACAUGACUUCACAGAGGCCCUGGUGAGUAAAGUUUCAGUUCGAUACAUGCAUGUACAACAGUACUACUCCGGGUUUCCAAGCUGGGCCUUUAAUACAAUAUGAAAACAGCCCUUAUGCUGAAUCUAAUGAUGCUGUCCAUGCAGGUUCUGCACAGACCUUAGCCUACAUCUAUCAACCAUCUUAGGUUAGGAGUAGUGGGCCCUCAUUCAAGAAAGGUUUUGUUCACUUUAACCUUGAAGUAACUGUGCAAGCAUUUCACAGAAGUACAAAAGAAAAAAAUGUAAAUGGUAUCUACAGACCUCAUCCAUUCGGCAUUGCAAGAAAUAUGUUUUGAUAUGUACAUGAUCAUUUGAGAAAAUUAGUGCACUUGCUGAGACAUUAGCAUGGUGAUUUUUUUUUUUUUUUUAAUAUCUAAUGGUAUAAAUGGCGGUGAUGUCUCUCAUAUAGUAUAUAGUGUGAUUCAGACAUCGCGCAUCUCUUAUUUGGGAAUUCUUUCACGGGCCCAGGAUAUACUUUGACAAAUCUACAAAAAUGGAAAUAAAGAAAAAAAAAAAAAAAGCCCUGAGGCCUUAGCGGUCACAUCAGGCUUCCUAGCAUCAUCACCUGUGUGAUCAUUGGUCUGGUCUACUCUCCGGGUACUCCUGUUCCUGAGGACUUGAUGAUGAACUGAGAAAUACCUUAAACAAGGAACUGACAAUACCUUAACCCUGAUGAGCACAUAUUUGUACCACUCCAGGUGCCUCUAAGAACUCUUGAUUUAAUUCAGAUGUGGUGCAGAACCAGCAAAACAAGUAGUGACACUGUAGUGUUUUUUCUACUAAAGACUACAAACUCUGACUGAAUCCUGAAGCUGGAUGGGUUCGAGUGCAGAUUUGAGGUCAAUUCAGUUUCAAGUUGAACAAUUCAAACUAAAAUUGUUAAGUUGUUUUUUUUUUCUACUUAAUUCGGAAACAUUUUGAUAUGUAUUACAAAAAAAAUAGCACUUGCUUUUAGUUUUUUUUUUUAAGUUGAACUGGACUCCAAAGCUGAAUUCACCUCAAUCUUGAAAUACAGAAUCACACAAAAGACGUGAAAAAGAACGACAAGCUAAUAAAAAAGGACAGAGUUGAUAAGAAGUCAUUUCCAGUCUCUAGCAACAGACACAAUGUUUGUUGACUUUGUAAAUGUUAUUGAUAUGUCAAUGAUUUCACCAUGGUUUUUAAUCAUGCAAUAUCAUGUAUAAAGACAUAAUGUUUGGGGUGGGACGGUUUGGGGGCAAAGUUGAAUACUGUCCAGUGACUUAUAUUAUAUAAUAGUUUACUUUCUGUUAACUCCUGAACUGCAGAUGUUGCCAAAAUACCAACAACUAUCAUGUGUUAACAUGAAAAAAAAAGAAAUAAUCUGUUUUUGUUUUGUAUAACAAAAGAAUGAUAUACUGAUAUUUGUCAAGUACUUCUGAUGAGAUCUUUGUUUUUUUGUGUUAACUGCAGAAUCUUUCCUUUUCGGUUAUGGUUUACUUUCUAUGUAUUUUGGUAUGAUGUAUGAUGAUUGUUGUUCUGUCACAUCAGACUUAACAUUUCAAAUUCAAUUUUGAUUGACUUAUGGAUGACUGCUUGUUGGAAAAACACCCAAAAAUGUAUAAAAGUCUAUUUAUAAAGUUGCUUGAUAAGUGGAUAAGUGGACAGAGUCUGAAAGAGGCUUGUUGCUUUUCAUGAAUUAUGACAUGCUGAUUUUGAUUUGAAAAUUAUAAUGUCUAAUUAAUUCCUAUUUGUGAAUAGUAUCCAACUCACCAUGAUGACAAUUUCUGUUAUUGAAACACAUUUUGAGAAGGUCGAAUAAAAAUAUUUUACAUUCAAAAA